CACCGACGCUGACAGAGAUGCACUACGUUUUCUGUGGCUGAAGGAAGCUCCGACACACGAUCAACCUUUGCCAGACAUCGAAACGUACAGAAUGACCAGGGUCCCUUUUGGAACCACGUCGAGCCCCUUUCUACUGGCAGCUACAUUACAACAACACCUGCGGAGCCUGAAAGACGAAUACCCCGUCACGUGUACGUUGCUCAGCGAGUCACUGUACGUUGACGACCUUCUGGUUGGAGCAGCAGAUGAAGGAAGUGCCGAGAAACUUUACCGUGAGGCGAAGAGCAUAUUCCAAACUGCUUCUAUGAAGUUGCACAAAUGGGCGUCCAAUAGUCCGACCAUGAGGAACUUGUUUGAGGAGGAAGCAACAGCAGCGAUGCCACAGGGUCAAGUGGCGGGUGUACUGAAAGUUCUUGGAUUAUCUUGGAAUCCCGCGACGGACAACCUGACAUUCGCAGUGGACAGUGUCAGGCAGAUCUCCGAGCAACGUAAAGAUACGAAACGUUUCGUACUACAGACAGCAGCAAGGCUGUAUGAUCCAAUGGGAUUGAUUUCGCCAUUUCUCGUAACCGCUAAACUCUGUUUUCAACGCACUUGGCGACUUAAACUUGGAUGGGAUGAAAUUCUACCAGAUGACAUCAGACACCAAUGGGCUGACUGGUGCGACGACCUAAGACAUUUAUCGCGGAUACAAGUACCGCGAUUUUACGAGUAUGGCUUAAGUGACGUCGCCGACAGCAGAGUGCUGCACGUCUUUGCGGAUGCAAGCACCGCAGCCUACGGCGCGGUAGUGUACCUGUGCGUAAGGGACUUAACAGGAAGGACGACGACGACACUGGUUCUGGCGAAGUCAAGAAUCGCUCCACUAAAACAACUGACGCUGCCCCGUCUAGAGUUGAUGGCGAGCCUCGUGGCAUCACGCCUAUUUCAGUACAUCGGCGGAAACCUCAAGCUUGACGUUAGCGGCGUGCAUUUCUGGACCGACAGUAUGAUCACACUCCAUUGGAUCCAGGGCGAUGCAGCAAGAUGGAAACCAUUCGUAAGGAACCGAGUGACCGAAAUUCAAAAGAACAGCGAUUCGCAUCCUUGGCACUACUGUCCGAGCAAAGAGAAUCCCGCUGACUUAAUGACAAGAGGAAUAUCAGCUCAACGACUGAUCGAGAGUCAGUUGUGGUGGAAGGGACCACCGUGGAUCGUCAGCGACGAGAGCUCGUGGCCAGGAAGGCCCCCAACGACACGGUUUGCGUCCGAAGAACUUGAAGAAAUGAAAUCCCAGGUGUUAACCACAGUUACCUCAACGAAACUAUCAUUAGACGAAAUUUGGACAAGUCGACAAAGGGGUCUUGCCCACUUUUGGAAAAGAUGGCACAAGGAAUACUUGGCCGAACUGCAGUCAUCUCGUUCGUCGAGAGUUUUCAAGUCAUCAGCGCUCAAACCUGGCGACAUAGUCAUCUUGCACGAUGAGAAACAACCACGGCCGCUCUGGAAGUUGUGCAGGAUUGUGGACGUAUUCUGCGGCAGGGAUGAGAAAGUCAGGGCUUGCACCGUACGCCUACCUGAUGGGACUUUGCGAAGAAGACCGGUGCAACUGCUGUAUCCGCUAGAACUGGCCAACGGUUAAAAAUGCGCGCUAGCCCAUUUUGGGGGGGAGUGUGUUAGAACAUUUUUUGCGUGUAACAUUUUUGGGCUGAAGUUGUAAACGUGUUACAAAGGGAAGAAGACAACGAUCGUGCGGGGAGCACGUGAACUGUUUUUUUGGU
Molecule: messenger RNA, 1760 nt
Organism: Ornithodoros turicata
Lineage: Eukaryota; Metazoa; Arthropoda; Arachnida; Ixodida; Argasidae
Exons: 2
Coding region: 92-1621 (509 amino acids)
Source: RefSeq, a predicted model, not a curated record